AUGGAGACUCUGCAUAGAUUGUUGACAGCUGAAUCAGUUCGGAACAAACAUAGGAUGGCAGUGGAACCCCUUGUUGAAUUAACAUCCAAAAAGCUGCUAGACUACUUAAUGUCUAUGAAAGAUGCUUUCAUCACCAUGAGCCUUCUUCCAUACAGAUACAGAAUUAGCGAGUCAAACAAGCGAGGACUUUAUGAACAUCCUUUUGCAAUCUGCGUGGCAGGUACGGGAAAACUCGUGUUUUUAAACUGGAAUUCGAAAACCAAGUCAUCCAAUCUAGUACAACUACGUCUUCACAGUCCAGCAGACAGUACAGUACUGCAGAGAAAUCUAGAGACAAAUGGACUUAGUCUUUGUUACAUGAAUGUUGUGGCACUAUUUUGUGGCCAAAAAGAGAUAUUAUUUGUUGAUAUAGAAGGUUAGUUUAUUGAAGCUAAGAAGACUAACAGCCCGGCUAUAUCAAAUCUUUUAUCUUAAUGAAAAUCUUGUCUCCAUGUAGGUACAACCAAGGUGACGCCCACGCAGUUCAAAACAAAAGCAAGUGCUAUAGCAUUUUUUCAGCAGCAUAUCGACUCAGAUUGCAAUGCAGGAUCCACAUUGAAGGUCUUGCAAGCAAAGAUCCAGAAUUACCUCGAAAAGAAACGGACAGUUCACAAGAAGCUUGGUUCUAUAGGAAUUGUUAUCCUAAAUGAAGAAAGGAGGUUCACGUGUCUAUGUCAAGGCAACGGGGAUAUGAUCGUUACUGCAUCAAACCAUGAAAGGGCCUUUUACCUAAUUGCAACUACGUUUGACGGCGUGGGAAUACUAGGAACGGCGACAUUGAUGACUACGUAUUUAACUGGAUGGCUAGAUGUUACUGGUAUGGCGUUGUCAGGAGACAACUUGGCAAUUUGUGCAGAUGGUAAGAUUUAUGUACAUGUUCCAUCCCAGAAAGCAACGAGGUUGAUAGUUGUGGGUCCUAAUAUGCUCCCCAUAUCAAAUAAAGCUACAAGUGUGGCGUGGGUUGCGGGUGGACUGCUUUAUUGUGAAGAUCACUGUUUGAAGCUGUACUACUCUGGCGAGGUUACUGUGGUUUCUGGCGCGGCUGGGAAAGGUGACAAGGAUGGCCUAUCCUCACAAUCAAAACUAUGUCAACCAGUUGGAAUUUGUGUAGAAUUCGACCGAAACAUUUAUGUAGCAGAUUCUGGAUCCGGUUCUGUCAAGCUGGUCAACAGACCGUUGAAAGGGAUUGUUGACUUUUUAAGUAAUUUGCGGGCCCUUCUGGUGGCUUUUAAUGUUCAUUCUAAGAAAGCGUCAACCUCUGUUUCUCCUACGAUUGGUGAAGCCAUUAAUAUGGUAAAAGAAACAUUAGAGUAUGUGCAAAGUUGUUCAAUGAAGUCGAAAGAGUUGCAGUCCUUAAAGGAAAACUCGACUACAGAUGGCCCAGAAGGGACAGUUUCAAACAAAUGCUUGAAAUCCUUGGAGCUUCUGAAGAGAUCUAUUGAAAGCCUGGAUGCCAACGUUAAGGACCUUUCAACAAAACCGGGCUUUGAGUUAAAGCUCAAUUUGGAAUCUUUGUUGACGCUUCAUGUUGAGAAUCAGCAUGCUGUGACUCACUUUAAGCGGGACACGUUCACAAUGUAUGAGUAUGCCCUCAUUUUUGGUUGUUCGAUUGAAGAGGCUGUGAAGCGCGUAUCAAAGUGGGCAGCACAUUACUACACACACCCCAAAUCCUAUUACAAGCUUCCAACAUCUGGCGCAGUUUCUCUACCACGGAUCAGAAUUCCCAAACCUCUCCCACAGAUAUUAUCCAGAAACGAAGAAGCCCAGAUGAGAUUGUGGGCAAAACGUCAUGGGAAGUGUGUGAGACAAAGAAACGUCAGACAGGAUAAUACUAAGGACAGAGCAGGCACUCUACCUAUAAACUUGUACGAGUGCGAAACAACAUUGAACCCUCUUAAUUUAAAGGAGCUGAAGGACCUCUCCACCGAACACAGCAAGUCUAGUGAGUCUAGUGAAGAUUCCGAUAGUGAAGUGUCGUGCAGUGGGUGGGAUCCACAGCUUUCCGGGGAUCACCAAUUGCAGCAGAGAGAUCAAGAGGACAGUUUUAGCAUCGAUGACGAUGAUGAUGAUGACGGUGGCAAUGAUUCUGAAGACGGCGAUGCUAUCGUUGAUGCGUCUCUGGAAAGUCUGGAGACUUUAAUUCGACCCUCAAGAUUUGGAAGAAGCAGGCGUUUUACUGGCAGAAUGGCUGCGUUUUUACAAUCGGGGAUGUAG
This is a messenger RNA of Paramuricea clavata, 2253 nucleotides long. NCBI's taxonomy places the organism in Eukaryota, Metazoa, Cnidaria, Anthozoa, Malacalcyonacea, Plexauridae. The record is from the annotation of a GenBank genome assembly.